Messenger RNA from Acanthoscelides obtectus, 349 nucleotides. The record is from the annotation of a GenBank genome assembly. Lineage: Eukaryota; Metazoa; Arthropoda; Insecta; Coleoptera; Chrysomelidae.
UGAUAGUUUGUAGGUCUCUUUCAUCAAUAGUUCGACGGAUAUUUUCCAUAAGAACAUCAAUUGUUUGAGGAUCGUUAGUGUACCAGCGGUAAGUUUUUUGAUGAACAGACCUAACACCAAUUUGGAUGUAAGUAACUUAUAUUGAGCAUCGUAAUGCAACGGAAAAAUAUUUUUAUAAAAAAUCUAAAACUACUACGGUUAUCCAAAAUGUUGUUAUUUUUCGCGCGCCACUGGCCCAGCUAAGAGAUCUAGCUACAUUUUAGUUAGCCAUAGGCACUAUUUAUGAAAAGCAUAGCCUCAAGAAUCCCCCUGUAUACGAAAAAGUAAUAGAGACAUUAUGAACGAAGUC